Musa acuminata subsp. malaccensis (wild Malaysian banana) is the source of this 1702-nucleotide messenger RNA. RefSeq names its product receptor-like cytoplasmic kinase 176. The record is from RefSeq and is a predicted model, not a curated record. Gene Ontology annotation, molecular function: ATP binding; protein kinase activity. Gene Ontology annotation, biological process: protein phosphorylation. Lineage: Eukaryota; Viridiplantae; Streptophyta; Magnoliopsida; Zingiberales; Musaceae.
AAAAGAGCCACCUUUCACGUUCCCCUUCCCUGGCCUUUUAUGACGUCCUUUUAUGACGUCCCCUUCCCUGGCCAUUCGAUCCAAGCUCGCUCCUUUUCGCUGUCGAUAUGUUCUUCCAUCUGGAGUUCCGGCGAGCUGGAUCGGAGGGGGCAUCUGAUUCCUGUUGUUUUUGAUACAAGAGAGAAGAAAAGGGUGUUUCAUCGGCGGACCCGGUGGUUACUCCCUCGCUGAUUUGGCCUCAGUAAAUUCUACUUCCUGGAUUGCUAAUUUGAGGAGCGAGAGGGAGAGGAAGCCGAUCCCUGUCGUCUCGGUUCGGGAAUUCUUCUAUGGGUAAUUGCUGGGGUGCGAAGGUCAAGGCGGAGAGCCAUUCCCAUGUUGUCUUCGCUUCAGUAGGGAACUCUAAACAUGGCAAGAGGAAGGGAAAUGUGUCAAGUGGUUCUAGCAGCAGGAUGUCUGCCUCCUUCAUGCCUCUAACCCCACGGAGCGAGGGUGAGAUCUUGUCGUCGUCCAAUCUGAAGAGCUUCAUCUUCAAUGAACUCAGAAUUGCCACCAGAAACUUCCGGCCAGACAGUGUGUUGGGAGAGGGAGGCUUUGGUUCAGUGUUCAAGGGAUGGAUUGAUGAGCACACAUUUGCAGCAGUCAAGCCUGGGACCGGAUUAGUUAUCGCCGUGAAGAAACUCAACCAGGACAGCUUCCAGGGUCAUCGGGAGUGGCUGACAGAGGUCAAUUACCUGAGCCAGCUGUCUCAUCCUAACCUCGUGAAGCUUAUCGGAUACUGCCUGGAGGAUGAACAAAGGCUUCUUGUGUAUGAGUUUAUGCCUCGCGGAAGCUUGGAGAAUCAUCUCUUCAGGAGGAGUUCAUACUAUCAGGCACUCUCUUGGAAUCUCCGAAUGAAGAUUGCGCUCGGAGCUGCUAAAGGACUCGCUUUUCUUCAUAGCGACAAGGCGAAAGUCAUUUAUCGUGAUUUUAAAGCUUCCAAUGUGCUUCUUGAUUCAAACUAUAACGCAAAGCUUUCGGAUUUUGGAUUGGCAAAGGAUGGUCCCUCUGACGAUAAAAGCCAUGUCUCUACAAGGGUCAUGGGCACAUAUGGAUAUGCUGCUCCCGAGUACCUUGCAACAGGUCAUUUGACUUGCAAGAGUGAUGUUUAUAGUUUUGGUGUCGUUCUUCUUGAGAUGUUGACCGGGCAGCGUGCCAUUGACAAGAAACGCCCUGUCACAGAGCACAAUCUAGUGGAGUGGGCAAAGCUUUAUCUCACAAGCAAGCGAAAGACCAUCCGCAUCUUAGAUUCCAGAUUGCAAGGGCAGUACUCACCGGCAGGAGCCCAGAAAGCGGCUGCUCUCGCACUCCAGUGCCUGUCCAUGCAAGCAAAGCAAAGGCCACCCAUGGAUCAAGUGGUGACUGCAUUAGAACAGCUUCAGGACGCUAAAGACAUCAGCAAUAACCCUCAGACGACUGAUCCAAAGUCAGCCAACGGCCAUCCACGUUUGCCUCUUCGGAGAAGUUCACAGAGAGUUGGAGAUGGAAAGGUUGCUCAUCCAAGACCCUUAGCUUCCCCUUCUCUAGACUAGUCAAGUGUAGCUAUCAAGGAGGAGUAGCAAGCUAUGUAUCUGUUUCAUAUGUUGUUGUGCAUAGAUUCUUGUUAUUGCUCUCAUGUUUUCAGUGUCAAAAUGGGGGAUUGGAAUAAAAUGCAUCAUUCUCUCCU